AAAUAAAAUAUUUUUGUGCAUAAAUUGAAUUGUCAUCAACAAAUCUGCAGAAUUUGAUCAGAGGAAGAUCGAGGGAUACAAAAAAUGGAGUAUGAUGACCGCGAAGCACAGGAUUCCGCCUCUCUGAGCUUUCCGGUUGGUUUGGUUCUUUUGUUGACAUUUUUGUUCUGCAUGUGUUGUUUCUUUUCUUGUUGUCUUCACUGGGAAAAGCUCCGAUCAAUUCUCGGCUGUCCCGAUCACUCCGACCACCUUCAUCCUUCUAUUCCGCCGGAAACCCCCGCCUUCUCGCCGCCUGAUAAAUUCUCCCCAAUCCAUACGAUAUGGAAGGAGAAUCGGCCGGAAAGCCUGACGGUGUUGAUGCCCGGCGACGAGGUUCCGAGGUUUAUAGCAAUGGCAUGUCCGCCGUGUGGGGCGGCGCCGUUGGUAGAAAUUGUAAUACAGAAACCUUCUCAGAGUAUUUCUGGAGCUCUCCCUUCGAAUUAAUGUCGUUUUUGUUCAUAUGGAUUUGAAUAUUCCAUUAUUCCUUUGGAAUUUGUAGCAAUGUUCAAAUAUUUCUCUUAAUUAAUUCCUAAUAUGACAUGGAGAAAUUCUGUUUUUGGAA
Molecule: messenger RNA, 601 nt
Organism: Cucurbita maxima (winter squash)
Lineage: Eukaryota; Viridiplantae; Streptophyta; Magnoliopsida; Cucurbitales; Cucurbitaceae
Exons: 2
Coding region: 85-483 (132 amino acids)
Source: RefSeq, a predicted model, not a curated record